Molecule: messenger RNA, 2354 nt
Organism: Episyrphus balteatus (marmalade hoverfly)
Lineage: Eukaryota; Metazoa; Arthropoda; Insecta; Diptera; Syrphidae
Product: maltase 2
Exons: 11
Coding region: 280-2160 (626 amino acids)
Biological process (GO): carbohydrate metabolic process
Source: RefSeq, a predicted model, not a curated record
GAAAUCACUGAACCAUAAUGUUCGGGGGAUUCCUGUGUGAAUGCUGAAUGUCGUUGUCAUUAUUAUUUAUUUUCCACAUCUGUAGAUACAUUUUUUUGAGAGAAAGAUAAAAAAAAGUAUAUAUAAAAGAUUGCGCCUCCCACAUUCAUUUAACAAAACAGUUCAAAAUUUACCUUUUGCUUCGUAACUGUCGGUCGUCGUCGCAAGUUGAACAUUGUCGUUGUUAGGAAUAUUUUAAAUCUUCCCCAGGCUUUCACGUGAAGUCUAUUGAAGCAUAGGAUGCUCCUGUACCCUCUGCUGGUGAUAGCUUCAGCUACUUUCCACAUUAGUUAUGCCGAAGAGAGCUCUCUGUCAUCGUCGCAUGGACCCGAUUGGUGGCAAAGUACCGUUCUUUAUCAAAUCUAUCCCCGUUCGUUUAUGGACAGCGAUGGAGAUGGUAUCGGUGACCUACGGGGAAUCAUAUCGAAGCUAUCGCAUCUUUCAUCGUCGGGAAUUAAGGCGACUUGGUUGAGUCCUAUUUUCCAAUCACCCAUGAUCGACUUUGGCUAUGAUAUAUCCAACUUUACCGACAUUCAUGAGGAAUACGGAACGAUGGAGGAUUUUGAGGACCUAGUUGCGGAGGCUAAAAGAUUAGACAUUAAGCUGAUUUUGGAUUUCGUACCAAAUCACUCGUCGGAUCAGUGCGAAUGGUUUGUGAAAUCGGCAAAUCGAGAACCUGGCUAUGAGGACUUUUAUGUGUGGGCUGAUGGAGUCGACGAUGAGGAUGGAGAAAGGCAACCACCAAAUAACUGGAAAUCCGUGUUUUAUGGUUCUGCCUGGACAUGGAACCCGGAACGCCAGCAAUACUACCUGCAUCAAUUUACUGCAGCCCAGCCAGACCUGAACUACCGGAAUCCGAAUGUAAUUAAGGCUAUGGCGGACGUCCUAUUGUUCUGGCUGGAUAAGGGUGUUAGUGGCUUUCGUGUAGACGCAGUGAAUCAUUUAUUCGAAGUCGAGGACUUACGGGACGAACCGGAGACUGGCACCGUAAAGGAUUCGAAUUCCUAUGAAUUCUUGCAUCACUAUUACACAAAGGAUUUGCCAGAAGUUUACGAAAUAAUAUACAGCUGGAGGGAACUUUUGGAUAAAUACAAAGAGGAUAACGGUGGGCCAACACGAAUAAUGAUGACAGAAGCCUAUGCAAAUGUUACCUGCCUCAUGAAUUUCUACGAGGACGAGUCCGGGUUGCGCAAAGGAUCACACAUUCCAUUUAAUUUUAUGAUGAUUACGAACUUGUUCAAGACAUCCGAUGCCAGGGACUUUGUGUUCACAUUUCAGAGGUGGAUGACAUAUAUGCCGUUGGGUGGUACGGCUAAUUGGGUUAUUGGUAAUCAUGAUGUACCAAGAGUUGCCUCGAGGUUUGGCAAAGAAAUGGUUGAUGCUAUGAAUAUACUUUUGAUGACAUUGCCUGGAGUUGCUGUCACCUACAAUGGUGACGAAAUUGGAAUGGAAGACUUCCGAGAUAUUUUAUGGGAAGAUACAAAAGAUCCACCUGCACUAGCAGUUGGUCCAGAAAAGUACAAGGAAGUUUCUCGAGAUCCAGUAAGAACUCCUUUUCAAUGGGAUGGAACAAAAAAUGCAGGGUUUUCAACUGCUAGCAAAACAUGGGUCCCAGUUAAUCCUAACUUCAAAACUCUCAAUCUAGCUCUACAAAUGAAAGCUGAAAGAAGUCACUAUAAACUCUACAAGAAACUAAUUGAACUCAAAAAGUCACCAACAUUAGCCAAGGGAACUUUUUACCCUAUGGCACUUUGUCGGAAAACAUUUGCUUUCAAGCGAGAACUUAAAGGACAUCCAACUUUCAUCACAGUGAUAAAUGUAAGUCCGUCAGAAGUUGUUGUCGACUUAAGACCUCUGGGUGACUUGCCAAAGGAGUUAUCGAUUGUUGCCGCAGGAACAGAAUCCUCGUAUACUGAAGGAGAUACUGUUUUGGUCGAUAGAAUCUUUAUGGGUCCUCACGAAUCCUUGAUCCUUAAAAUGCGGCCAUCCAUGUCAGAAGAACGUCGGGAGCUCAUCAAAACCAUAAUUAAGUCAAGUAGUAUAAUUUUAGUUGGUAUGCUGAUGUACAGACUAUGGAACAACAAAUGGACCAAAUUGAGUUUUAAUAAGUCGGUUUUUUGAAAAAUAUUAAACCAACACCAAACUGAGUAUACACACAGGAAGGGAGCGAUGCGAUGGAAAAAUAGAUGGAAAAAUGUACAGAUACUCCCUUGAGGGGUUUUAAAUGAAAUUGUAUACAUACCAACAUUUUGUAAAUUUAAACAAAAAAUUAAUAAAUAAAUUUCGAAAAACAAUCCAUUCGGGAUGGAAUUGAA